AUGAAGUACGCCGUUGGGUUGGUCGUCGUUGUAUUUUGUUCGUUGAGGUUCUCCGCCGGAGGAUUCGUCGAAUGUGACCUUGAUCUUGACGAUCCCGCUAUUCUAAAGCAGCUCCCGGAAGAGUGUCAAAAUGUGGACGAAGCGUCGAGAGUGCUGUUUUUGAAGGAGACGGAAAGUUUCAAAGAGUUCCACAGGAAGCUAUCCGCUUAUGAGGCCUCGAAAGGGCUGGAUACGGUUGACGCGAUCUACAUGGAUAUGGACUUCCGACGGGAGCUGUAUACGUAUGCUGGAUUGCAUGAGUGCAUGGACAUAAAGGAUUCGUUAGAGGAAUAUGUGCAGUGUCUUCUAGAGAAACGUGCCCAGAUGAUUACAUCGAUCGACGCCAAAGCUUAGCGUAAGCUUUGAGCGUAGAAGAGGUUUUUUAAUCCUGUAUCAUGUUGUACAAGCUGUCCAUGGUUGUAACCGCCCCUUUGUGUUUGUUUAAAUUGGAUGAAUCGAACUGAAUCAGGAUGAUCAGGAAUGAUAGCAGUGCUACAAAGAUCUGUUAAAUGUUUGGAGUAGAUAAGAGGAAUUUUAGAGAGGAUUUGUUAAUAAAUGUCGAUCUUAGAAAUUUCGUACCGAAGACAAAGAAGAUAGCUCCAGCUUCAGCAUUCCCAAGGCCCAGUACGCCACAUCUUUCCUGUUCAAAGUUAAAAUACCAAAUCGAGCAAGCUAUGCCAUAAAGAAACGCUUGUAUUAUUUAAACAAGUGAGGAUCACUUCUUAUCAACGCUACCUUUGCCUCGAUGCGUGCAUCCCCACGCUGGGACAGUUGAAACAUCGUUAAGCCAAGCCGAGAUUGCUGCAGACAGUUAAAAUGUGGUUACAAUAAAA
Messenger RNA from Anopheles coustani, 872 nucleotides. RefSeq lists its product as uncharacterized. NCBI's taxonomy places the organism in Eukaryota, Metazoa, Arthropoda, Insecta, Diptera, Culicidae. The transcript is spliced from 2 exons. The record is from RefSeq and is a predicted model, not a curated record. The coding region runs from base 1 to 393 and encodes 130 amino acids.